This is a messenger RNA of Artibeus jamaicensis (Jamaican fruit-eating bat), 3439 nucleotides long. It is a transcript of the gene HRH4, whose product is annotated as histamine receptor H4. The transcript is spliced from 3 exons. Gene Ontology annotation, cellular component: membrane. Gene Ontology annotation, biological process: regulation of MAPK cascade; positive regulation of cytosolic calcium ion concentration; inflammatory response. The record is from RefSeq and is a predicted model, not a curated record. Gene Ontology annotation, molecular function: histamine receptor activity. Bases 41 to 1213 code for a protein of 390 amino acids. Lineage: Eukaryota; Metazoa; Chordata; Mammalia; Chiroptera; Phyllostomidae.
CUGAACUGCCUUGCUGUACUGAGCUUCAUCAUUUGAGGUGAUGAACAGCACGGUUCCCGGUACUUUAGCACCAAGCUCUCGCAUUACUUUAGCGUUUUUAAUGGGCUUACUAGCAUUUGCUAUAAUGCUGGGAAAUGCCAUUGUCAUUUUAGCUUUUGUGGUGGACAAAAACCUUAGACAUCGAAGUAAUUACUUUUUUCUGAACUUGGCCAUUUGUGACUUCUUUGUUGGUGUGAUCUCCAUUCCUUUGUACAUCCCUCAGAAGUUAUUCGAUGAGAACCUUGAAAAUCAAACCUGUGCAUUUUGGCUCGUUGUUGACUAUCUUUUGUGUACAGCAUCUGUAUAUAACAUCGUACUCAUCAGCUACGAUCGAUACCAGUCAGUCUCCAACGCUUUCUCUUACAGAGCUCAACACACUGGGAUAUGGAAGAUCGUGGGUCUGAUGGUGGCCGUCUGGGUGCUGGCCUUCUUAGUGAAUGGGCCACUAAUUCUAAUUUCAUAUUCUUGGAAGACAAAAGAGAGGCAUUGUAGUCCUGGAUUUAUUUCAAAAUGGUAUGUCCUUGCCAUCACGUCAUUCCUGGAAUUUCUAGCCCCAGUCUUCUUAAUAGCUUAUUUCAAUAUCUAUAUUUACUGGAGCCUACGAAAGCGCAGUUGUCUCAAUAGGGGGCAAAGCCCUCCUGAACUCAGUCUUGCCUCUUCAGGUAACUCGAAACACUUGUUCAAGUGUCGACUGUUUUCGAAGGCAUCUCUUGCUGAACUGAAGGAAGCCGCAACACCCUUUAAUUUCAGGAGACAACAAAGAAAGAGCAGUCUCUCUUUUUCUGUAAGAACCCAGAAGAAGAGAGAUAUAAUUGCUUCCAAAAUGGAUUCCCUCUCUCGCUCAGAUAACCAAAAAGAAUAUCUUGAACUGCUUCAAGCCAAGAAAUUAGCCAAAUCACUGGCCAUUCUCCUAGGUGUUUUCAUCAUUUGCUGGGCUCCUUAUUCUCUGUUCACAUUUGUUUAUUCAAUUUACAAGUCAGGUGAGCAAUUUUACACGUUCGGAGCAGCUGAGGCAAUUGUGUACGAGAUCACAUUUUGGCUUCAGUGGUGUAAUUCCCUCAUCAAUCCUUUUUUGUAUCCAUUGUGUCACAGACGUUUUCAGAAGGCUUUCUGGAAAAUAUUUUGUACAAAAAAGCAACCCAUACUACCAUCCAAUCUGACAAUGUCCUUCUAAAGACAAUUAUAUAUUUUUUCUUCUUAAUCAUUUUUUAUUAAUGUUUGAAUAUAGUUUUCUCACCACCACUUUCCUCCCCUGCCCCACCCACCAGCACUUCCCACCCUCAAUCCUACCCGCCUUUGGCUUUGUCCAUUUGUCCUUUACACAUGGUCAUUGAUAACCCUUUCCCUUCUUUCCUCCAUUAUCCCUACCACCCUCCUCUCUGGUUACUGUCAGUUUUUUCUUUGUUUCAAUGUUUCUGGUUAUAUUUUGCUUGCUUGUUUAUUUUCUUGAUUAGGUUCCACUUAUAGGUGAGAUCGUAUGGUGUUUAUCUUUCACCUCCUGGCUUAUUUCACUUAGCAUAGUGCUUUCCAGUUCCAUCCAUGCUGUUUCGAAAGGUAGGAGUUCCUUCUUUCUUUCUGCUGCAUGGUAUUCCAUUGCAUAAAUAUACCACAGUUUUUUGAUCCAUUCAUUUACUGAUGGGUGCUUAGGCUGUUUCCAGCACUUGGCUAUUGUAAAUUAUGCUGCUAUGAACAUCAGGGUACAUAGGUUCUUUUGGAUUAGUGUUUCAGGAUUCUUAGGGUAUAAUCCUAGCAGUGGAAUUGCUGGGACAAAAGGCAAUUCUAUUCCAUUUUUGUUUUUUUGAGGAAAUUCCAUACUGUUUUCCACAGUGGCUGCACCAGUCUGCAUUCCUACCAACAAUGUACUAGGGUUCCCUUUUCUCUACAACAUCACCAGCACUCGUUGUUUGUUGAUUUAUUAAUGAUGGCCAUUCUGACCUGUGUGAAGCGGUAUCUCUUUGUGGUUUUAAUUUGCAUCUCUCUGAUGGCUAGUGAUGCUGAGCAUCCUUUCAUAUAUCUCUGGGUCCUCUGUAUGUCCUCCUUGAAGAAGUGUCUGUUCAAGUCCUUUUCCCAUUUUUUAAUUAGAUUGUUUGUCUUCCUGGUGUGGAGUUGUAUGAGUUCUUUGUAUAUUUUGGAGAUCUCACACCCUUGUCUGAGGUAUCAUUGGCAAAUAUGUUGUCCCAUAUGGUUGGUUUCCUUUUCAUUUUGGCCAAUGUUUUCUUUAGCCAUGCAGAAGCUUUUUAUUUUAAUGAGGUCCCAUUUGUUUAUUCUUUCCUUUAUGUCCCUUGUUCUAGGGGACAUAUUGGUGAAAAUAUUGCUGUGUCUAAUAUCUGAGAUUUUCCUGCCUAUGUUUUCCUCUAGGACUUUUAUGGUGUCAUGACUUAUGUUUAAGUCUUUUGUGCAUCUUGAGUUUACUUUUGUGUAUGGUGUAAGUUGGUGGUUAAAGACAAUUUUAUUGCUUAUGUACAUUUUAGACUUAAUUUCACUGAAAUGAAUUUUAUCUGGGUUUUGUCUUGCCCUUUCCACGCUACCAAAAAUGUCCAUAUAAUUAUAUACUUGAAAACUUAGAAAAAAAUUGGAACCUGGAAAUCAAGGGAGAAUUAUUCAGUAAUAACGAUGUAAUUAGAAACUCAUAGUAAUAUUUUUAUAAAUUCAUAGCCACAAAAGCACUGCAUUUUUCUUAGUUACAACCUCUUUCUUGUCUUUCAGAUUUUGAUGUAACAUUAAUGGUAAAAAUCAGGAGUUUUUUUUCUAUGUUCAGUGUUUGUUACCAUUUUCCCAUUUUUGUUCAGUGUUUAGUAAAUUUCCCAUUUUAUUUUAUAGUGAUGAAAAUUUGUCAAGUUUAAAACUAUUUGCUAAAAUACACAAUAGAAAAAGGAGCUGUAUUGCCCUCUUUCAAGGGUGGGCCACUCUGUUAUGCUCUGUGGGCAGGCCAGUUGUGCGUUGAGUUGUCAGGAGCAGGAAGUGAGUGAGGGCCCAGAGAAAGGAGUGAAGGGCCCAUGUACUUCCAAACUCGGUAUUCCUAAUCCUGGACAGGAAGGCAGUGUGGGAUGGUGGCAGAAAGAGCAGGUAACUGCAGCUCUAUCAGGUCCUCAGUGAAGAUACUUUGGAAGAGCUGGCAUCAUAGGAUGAGAGGAUAAGGGACAGGUAACAGUCGCUGGAUUGAAAGGAUGGAUUUUCCAAUUUUUUCCUGCCCUCUACUCCAAACAGCCACAUCAGCUAAAACCUGCCCAUGAGAAAAUAUGAAAGAAAAAAAAAAGGCUCAGAGAUGAAGAAAGGACUAUGAUUGUAUCCUGAUGUAUCUGGAAUAACAUUCACAGAAUUUGUAGGUGUCAAUUAUUAUUAAUAAAAUAGCUUUUUAUAUUUAUUUGCUGUAUUUAUCUCAUUUGCCUACUGUCUUAGA